GAUAACUGUAAACUGGACAUAGCCAACAGACCACUGACUGUUCAGUGUUCAGUAGUUACUAGUCAGUACUCAGUAGUCAGUACUCGCUGGCUAGUCUGAACUCUGCAGUAGUUACCUAAUCAACAGACAUUCAAUUAAAACAAUGCCUUUGGCGAACAUAACUCGCGUUGAGAAGUUUAGCUCCUGUCACCGGCUCCACAGCAACAAUUUAAGUGAUGAAGAAAAUAUAAAAAUUUUUGGUAAAUGUAACAAUAAAAAUGGUCACGGACAUAAUUAUAAAGUUGAAGUUACAGUUAAAGGUCUAAUCGAUGAGAACACUGGCAUGGUUAUGAACGUGUCUGACCUAAAAAAGUAUAUUAACAUUGCUGUAAUGGAGCCAUUGGAUCAUAAGAAUCUGGAUAUGGAUGUACCUUACUUUAAACAUCAUGUCAGUACAACUGAAAAUGUAGCAAUUUUUAUAUGGCAAAGUUUGAAAGAUGUUAUGCAUAAUCCUAAUUUGUUGUAUAAAGUUAAAUUAUUUGAAACUGAUAAGAAUAUUGUUGUUUAUAAAGGUGAAUAAUUUAUUAUUAUUGAGUAAAUACUUACCUGUUGGCUGUUGUAAUAACAAUUGUAUUUUUAUAAAAUAUAUGUUUUUGUAGUUUAAUAAGGAAAA
This is a messenger RNA of Metopolophium dirhodum (rose-grain aphid), 652 nucleotides long. RefSeq names its product 6-pyruvoyl tetrahydrobiopterin synthase (gene purple). The record is from RefSeq and is a predicted model, not a curated record. Gene Ontology annotation, biological process: tetrahydrobiopterin biosynthetic process. The transcript is spliced from 3 exons. The coding region runs from base 143 to 559 and encodes 138 amino acids. Gene Ontology annotation, molecular function: 6-pyruvoyltetrahydropterin synthase activity. Lineage: Eukaryota; Metazoa; Arthropoda; Insecta; Hemiptera; Aphididae. Gene Ontology annotation, cellular component: mitochondrion.